Molecule: messenger RNA, 808 nt
Organism: Closterium sp. NIES-67
Lineage: Eukaryota; Viridiplantae; Streptophyta; Zygnematophyceae; Desmidiales; Closteriaceae
Source: the annotation of a GenBank genome assembly
UGGACUUAUCAGAGAGCGUCAGCGUUACGUCCCACCACAGUAGUCGCUUCCAAAAUGUCAGGAGCCAUUACUUCAGGGACGUACCGCCAGGUUCCGUUGGUCGCAUUCGCAGGUCUCAAGGGUCGCCAUGCGACUUCGGUCCCAUCGGCGACUGUCCCCUGCCAUCCAGCGACGAAAUCGCUACUCCUUAGGUCGGAACCUCGAGCUCUUGGCUCGUUUACAGGAGCGGGCUGGGCCAUUAGGUCUAGACGACGAUCUCAGGAAGGAACAUCGUGCGGUCGAGAUUUGAGAAGCGGAUUCCGAAAUAUCCGCUGCCUUGUAGAGGCCAUCGCGGAGCAACAGAAGCCGUCCGAUGUAAAUCCACCACGCGCCGCCAGGUCUUGCGAUUCAGCGGGAGUUUCUAGGCGACGAGCCUUCCUCACGGGCGCAGCAGCGCUGGCAGCAGUCGCUGCAGGAACUGAGCCGUGGGGGACUGGAAGCCUCACGGAAUCUGGAGCCGCUCAUGCAGCGGUUCUGCCUCGGGGAGUGGGCGAAGGGCCCCUAUUGGCCGCUGUGAGCGACGAUGAUGAUGACACCGUUGUCAAACUGUUUGAGGAUGCAACAGCUUCAGUGGUGGCGAUUAUGAAUGUGGAGGUGAAUGGCGGCAGCAGGGGGAAAGGAGGAGCGGCUGAGGAGGCUGUGGAAGGAAUUGGCUCCGGAUUUGUCUGGGAUGAAUUUGGUCACAUUGUCACCAACUACCACGUGGUUGCCAAGCUGGCGACUGACACUUCUGGGCGCAAGCUUGCAGAGUGUCCCUUCUCACCCCCUC